This is a messenger RNA of Amoebophrya sp. A120, 10587 nucleotides long. The record is from the annotation of a GenBank genome assembly. NCBI's taxonomy places the organism in Eukaryota, Dinophyceae, Syndiniales, Amoebophryaceae.
AGUCCUGUACGUAGCUGAAAAACUAAUUUUUAUAGAGGCAUUGUCAAAUCCUGUGAAGCUGAUUCAAAGCAUCAACAUAGCUAUACGAAAGAUACUUUCUACCUGCUAGGACGCGUGGUCCUGGCAAACGGCGAUCAUUUGGAUUUGUGUCGAUACUUUUUCCUACUUACCGUAUAAAAAAAGCAAGGAACCCCCCCGAAUGUACCUUGCAAGACCAUAACAUAAAUGAUUAUGAUAUACUGAGCACACUGACUCGUCAUAUCAUUAUCAACCUACCUUUACGAGAAAGAUCUACAAGUCAUAUGGUCAAGAAGAUGAAGAUGUCGAUAAGCCUUACCAUUCUCGGCCGAGCAGCCGCCCAUUUCCCCCUGCUUUUCCUCGUUCCGGCUGCAUCGACUUCCUUCCUCCUCUCCUCCCGGGUGGCUUCAGUCAUCAACCGGCCGGAUCCGGAAGGCGAGAUCGCUAGUCGUACAGGCGUCGAAUUGCCAAAGACCCGUUUGCCCUCCACCUUCUGCGACGAAAUUUUUCACGGCGUCUGGCUCGAAAAUGAUAUGGAGCCCACGAAAAACACGGAAAAACACCGGCACGCCCGUUCUGCGCGGAAGUUCGACCAUUUUAUUGGAAAGUAUUGGAAAGACCAAAAGUACAAAAUGUUGAACGGAAAGGUAAUGGAAAACGUGAUCACACCCUUGACGGAUUGGAACCGGGAGAAAUUGCACGCGGAGGUACCGUUUUCCCCCGGCGUCGAAGGCUACUACUUGCCCAAAUACCAAGUGCAGUUUAUGACCGGCCAUUUCAACCCGAAAUUUUGGGUCAAUGUCGAGGAAAACGAUUGCAAACUGUUUUUGGAUGCGGUGAGUAGGCUCGCUGAGCAGAACAAAGUAGAGCUGGUCUUUCUGCGCCGGAGUGAAGAGCUAGUCCGGGUUCCUGAGCGAGAAAGUCGUUUGUUUUUCGUCCGGGGGCGGGGGACUUCGUCUUUUCUCCAAAUAUCCUGUGUGAAAACGUGCCACGCCAUAUUUGUCAUGCAGUAUUGCGCUGAUGCCAGAACUACAUCAGAUCAUGUGUCGUGUGACUCUCCAUCACAAUCAAUCUCUAGUGGAGGUUUUUGAAAGGUUAUGAGGCUCCAAUCACGAUAAGAAAGUGCAUUUCUGAUGCCGACAUGCAGGCUAAUCGCAACUACACUACAAAACCGAGGUUGUCACGCGCGAUCCGCCCCAAAGCUCUACGUCGAUUUCUGUAGGACAUUCCCCAUCUUGACUCUGGGGUGGGUGCGUUUUUUUUCCAUCGGAUACGAGGAGCUGCAAAAUCAGGCGAAUACGCUGUUGGGUGAAAAGGAUAUUUGGUGGAAUCCAACUUGGGCUCCUCACCUGCAAUAUUACAAGCCCACCAUGGUCGGGUUUUUGAGUAUAAAAGUCGAAGAUGGAGGCGAGAAACACGCAGCCGAUUCUACUACUAGUAAAAAGAGCUCCUCGUCCUCCGCAGCGCCAGCGUCCUAUCUCUAUCAUUCCAGCAGUAAAGGAGCAGCAGCAGCAUCAGUAGUUGAAAUCGUAGAUGUUCCAUCGGCGGGACGCGGCAACGGAGGUGCUAUGGCUUCUUCCUCCUCGUGCGAAGCUGCAUCCUCGGCCUCCAGCAAAGCUACAGCGAACCUGCAGAUGCUGUUCCGGGGCUCGAAUGUUGUAAGUGGAGAUAGUAAAAAGGCCCAGCGUCCUAACCCAGGCGCGGCCUGUGGUCCUCGUCUUGUGCCACCUCCUCACGAUGAACGAGUUGCCAGCGGCAGUGCGCCGGCGCAGCACCUUUCUCAACAGCGGCCCGAGGUGGACCAGUACGGUAUUGGCACUUUCUCUGCCACGUGCGGGGCGGGAGCCGUGCGCCAGCCACUCACGCCGGGGCUGGUCCCGAACGCCGGGGCGGUAGUUGCUUCUGCCACUUGCGGGGCGCGGGCGGGGACCGUGCAGCCACUCACGCCGGGGCUGGAGGUCCCGAAUUUCAUCACCUCCUCGUCCGCGAGCGCUUUGGCAGCAAAGGGAAGUGAGCAAGAAGUGUUCGUUCCGCAAGUCACGCUGCAGAUUGACUGGUAUCCUUACCAAGACGGGAAAAUUAAUAGCCAUCGCUACACGAACGCGGAGAAGCAAAGGGAGGUGGGGACUUGGAGCGAAGAAAAGAAGCGGUAUAUCCUGAGUACUUAAAAACGUCCUCACCCGAAAGACCAUAGUCAAGAUGGAAAAUCUGCGAACACAAGUUAUCAUGGACGAGCUCUGGGAUGAGACGCGCAUGACACGUUUGGGGCCGCAGCGUAGUUGUGUGUAGCUUGCGGCGCGGACGCAUCACUACGCCGCCUUCUUUUUCUGAUUUGAGCAUGACGAGGCUGAUGACGAUGGCCCUUGUGGUCCGUCUGACUCCGCGCUUUGGACGCCCGACUAUUCGCGGAAGGGGAGCCUCAACAUGCAAGGCGCGUCGGUUUAAUAGACAAAUUGAAAUUUCCAAACACCAUAUACAGAUGAACGUCUGCCAUGGGGGUGCACAUGAGAGACACCCUGGGCAUGGAGAUCAUCUUUAUGACAAAAAUAGGGCGGGGACGUUUUUACACUGGACGUGACACGUCCGAACAGCGGGAGUACUGCACGAGCAGAACGACAAUGCAGUCCGGCAGAAGAGCGGUAUCGUACGAAAAAAGUGUAGUUUCACUGUGAACAACUUGCGCUGCGGCAGAAGCGCUUGGCUUGCUAGAAAUGCAAGACUGUUAAGUUUUGCCCGUGAUGUGCUUGAGGAGCCACGCGUGGCAGAUUUUUCCUGGCAUGCGAAUGAGCAAAGUUGUAUAUGCAAAUCCUGCAAGAAAAUCAUCGCAGUGAAAGUCAAGCAGUUUUUUCGUGCGAUAAGCUGCGGGGAAAAACCUCAGUUGGGGCGGGAUCAUGCGCGGUUUCAAUGGAUCAGACCCCUCCUGCGCUUCCGCCCGAGGACGGAAGAUGUUUUAGAACCAAUCAGGAUCCAAGAAACGGCGGACUCUGGACGCUAUGAAUUCGCAAAAGUUAUUGAAGCAUCGGACUUCUAAUUGCAUUUACAAACUUGCUCAGCGUGGCAAAUCCAAAUGGAAUUUGUUGCUAAUAAAUUGCCUAAGACGUCGCUUACUUUUUCAUGCGUGAUUGCAAUUACUACGAAUGCGACUGCGAUAUUACUUUUGCACAGCAUAGACGCAGGAGCACCACCAGUGGGUCAUCCCCUCCAGGACCGCUUCCUGCUGCCCGUCCGGGAAGUUGUGGCACUAGUCCGUGUUGGCCACCAUAUUAUACUUCUAGUCUCUCCUGCUCCCCUUCGUCUGCUGUUUCUUCACCUUUCUGGUCCUCCGAGGAACAGGUCGCACGACGCGAGCUGCAGCAAGUCUUGCAGCAACAGCGCCGGACCUGUGAGCAAGUCUUGCAGCAAGUCUUGCAAGGCGCCGGACCUGUUGCUGCAGUAGAACUACAGGAGGAGCUCGACGUAGUACCUAGUACUUUGCUUCUGUCAUCUACCGAAGUGCCACCUGUGCUAGGGGAAGAUGGUGUCGAAGAUGCCUCCUUCUCCGGGAGCGCGGAGUCACCGGGCACGACCACGACGAGCGAGAGUUUGUUUUGUGGGACGAGAACAGGUGGCGAAGAAGGCGGACGACGCGGCGGCUUCAUAGAUGAACAAAGACUACAUCACUCGGCCAGAGGAGGAGAAGAAUUCGAUUCCCGUUACACAACUACCGCAUCGUAUCCAGCACUGCCGCCGGAAGGAGAGUGUUUUCGAGCAGCGCGGCUUGUUCGUGGUACUACGGAAGUAGAGCAUGUAGUUGACUUUGUCCAAAAGCAGCACGGUGAGCAAUUUUUACCCAACCACCCUGCCACCUCUUCCAGGCUAGACAUCAUGCCCGAAGCAAUGGCGACUAGAUCCUGCCACGGUGGUUCCGCGGCCUCCAGCAUGGACGGGACACCUCCGGGACUGGCGACGCGUGACCACGGCGAGUAUCCAGAAAAGCAACUGUGUGUAGUGUAACUUCCGUGGAUGAGCAGCAGCAUCACAAACUUGUCUCGCAUGACAGAAAAACUUGUCAUACGCGGCCCCUAGUGCGUGAAAUCACAUCUCGUAAAAAGAGGCUAUCACGGUUGUCUGGCAUGACAAGACUAGGUCUAGGGACGGAGAAAGUGCCAAAAUUCAACCCCCCCGGUAUCUGGCUAAAGCCAGCGGCAACGCUGGCUAAAGCCAGAGAAGCGGGAUUUUCUUCCGCAUCGAUAGCAACUUCUGAACAGGGAAAAUCAUCCCAACCGAUGCGCCGCAAACGCCAACGAAAAGGUCGCAGAACAUGGAGUGGGCGCCGGAUUCGCUGCAUUUUUAGGCGCUAGAAUUUUGCGGACUGCUUGCGUUUCUUGUCGUCUCAACAUUCGCCCGCACAUAGUGGGCACUAGGUUGAGACCCCAGGUGGUUGGCCGUUCGGCGCAAAGGCCCGAGCCAGUUUUCUCUAUGCGCGCUCCGCUUUUUCCCGGAGCGCCCAUUUCCGCUUUGGGUGUAGACAGUGUCACUUCGGGAAGCUAGCCCGGCUGGCCUGCUCCGAACAAGACAGGCCCGGCUGUGGAUUUUUCAGUCAGGAUCCCCGACGGCGCGGUCGCCUCUUCAAGCCGGGAGGGCCCGCCGGCGGGGGGCGGCCAUGCCCUUUUGGCGUGCGCGCCCCCUCUAACAAAUGGCGUGGGCCCGCCGGAUGCAAAAGGCUCGCCCGCGCGCUGGGCCGGGCGUAGGGUGGACUCGGCCGGGGGGCCAGAAGGUAUGAGAGAAUGAUUGGGAGUCGUGGUGGAGUAGUGGGCGAGGCGCAGAAUGACGCGGCGUGCCGGCGGUGUCCGUGUUUUCUGAAUUUUUUUCGCGCACCCCCCGCCGCCCGGAGCAGCCGGCCCCGGGAGGCAUGCCAUUCGGUGCAGGCCACGCUUCCCCAGGGGGGGGCCCCUGUUACAAAGGCGCUGGGCCGGAUUUUUGGAGCCGAACGCGAAAAAAUUGCGCACCAGCCCCAAAGCGAUGGCGCCGCGUUUUUUUCUUCGGGGAACGAAGAAGAGGAGAAAAACACCUCGGGACGCAAACCGUAGCCAGUACGUGGAACACGCGCCCGGCUUUUUUGUGGCCCGCCGCACAAUGGCCGCGCGGCCCUCCUGUUGCCCCGACUCCGCGUUUCCCGUCGCCCCCGGCCAGCCUUGCUUCUGCUUUUUUCAAGAAAAGCGGCGCCGGUUUUCUUUAGUUUCGUUUGUGCCUGCGCCCGUCUUGUGCCUGUCUCGUCCCCUGCCUCCCUUAAAGUAUGUGGCGUGGAGCCGCGCAUCCUGCGACAAAAAAUUGGAGAACCAUCCAAAAGGAGCGCAGCGGCGAUUUGCCAGAGCAGUGCGCCGGCUGCGCGCAGGUGCUGCGCGUGUUUGCCUCCUUUUGGAAGUUUUGCGCUCUGCUUAUGCUUUAUUCGGUGUGGCUCGGCUCCCUGCCUUCUUUUCGCCUGGCCUUCCUUGCUGCAGCUUCUGACCGCUAUUGCUGACGGCGUCUCCUGCUUGCAGGCCCCGGGCCCCUUGGAGUUCUUUGACAGAAGCGCGCCGCGCUGCAGCCGCGCGCCCAGCUUUUAUCUGGCUCUGCGUGUGUACCGUGGGGGCCAGCGGCCCAUUUGCGGCCCUCGUUCUAUUUGUCGCCUGGUGGCGCCCCCUUUGGUUCCUGCCCAGUUCCCAACUCUUCGCCGGCCCUGCUCGCAGCGUUCGCGCUUCGGCCCCUGCUCGUUGGUUGCCCCGGCGUCGUCCUUGUUGGUAUUCCAAAGCCCGGGGGAAGGGCUCGGCGAAGCAGUUCUUUGUUUUUUUGCAAGCCCGCGACGCCCUUGCACGCCGAGCCAGCAGCGUUUGCAUUUUUUGUUUCUGUUUCAUUCUGUUUUCCGGCGGCACAGGCGCCCGAUUCCUUCGGCCGAGCCCCGCCGGGCAGCCCAGGGCAGUCGGCCACGGGUGGCGGCCCCCGCCCGCCCUCGGCGCCUUGGCCGGAAAACCGCCUGCCGGCCGCGCCCGCCUCCCGUGGCCUUUGCCUCCUUGGUUCCGCCCCGGGGACAAAGAAGAUGCCCGAAAGGCCGCAGCGCGCUGCGUCGGUCGGCUUUUUGGGUUGCGUGAGAGAGUAGUGGCGCUGUAUGGGGCGGCGGGCCUCCUAGCACAUAGAUUGAUGGGCGCGGGCCUCUAGGAGGGCGCCUGGUUGCACCCGCAUCCAUUUCCGCGUCCGUUGCGUUUCGGGGGUAGUUUCUUUCGGGCGCCCCCUUGUUUGCGCCCAAAGGCCCCGCCUCCCCUGUCGGAUUUGCGUUGAGCUUUUAUACCUCCGGGCUCGGUCCCCAUUCCCCUGGGCCCUGGCUUUUAGCCCCCGGGGCGACUCCGGAAUCGGUCUGGGGCUCCGGAAUCAAUCUGGGGGCUAAAAGCCAGCCCUGGGAAGUUGGAAGCGCGGCCGCGGGGCGGGGGUGAUUCCCUUGGGUCGCGGGUUGUCGCGCCCCCUGCUUUGUGGCUCCCGGCCCGCGCGCGGCGCGCCGCCCGCGCCGCUUCGGGGAAAGGCUUGGGGGCCGGGCGCGAUGGGUCUUGUGUGGUUUCCACCCGGGCUGCCGCGCCCAAGCGGAGCAGCGGGCAGGGUGAAACCCUAGCGCCGACCGGGGAAACUGGGCUCGCCCGCGCGCUUCCCCGCGCCCCUUUAUUUUUGUUGUGGCUUGGUGGUAAAGGGUGCCCAAGCCGUCUAGUGCGCCGCGCCCGCGCCUCGCAGGUUGCGUGGCAAGCAUAUGAUUGGGGGCAGCAACGAUGCUGCAUGUGGUUCGUCGUUUCUUUUUCAACAGCCCCCCCGUCCCGUGCGUGCAGCUGCCUAGAGGCUGCUGGACCACCCGUCUUCCGGGCGGGUGGCAGGGUGGCGCCGGGAGUCUUCGGGGGGCCGGGGUGUCUCAUUCGGUCGCGCGGCUUUGGCGGCACCACCGGCCCGGAAAUCUCUGGCGCGCAUUUGGUGGGCCGCGUCGAAGGUAGCCACCCGCCCGGGCUCCAUUCCUGUGUGCCCCUUUUUUGGUUGCCGCGCCCACCUUUCGCCCGCCCUGUGUAUGUUUUAUUUCAUCGACCCCGUCCCGCCGCCUGCUCCGAGGCCCCAACUUCUAGGCGCCGCCCUGCGCGCCCUGUUGGGGCGCGCGCCUGUGGCUUUUCGUGCCGGCCCCAACUCCCGGCGCGUGGAGCUACUUUGCCGGAGGAAGGGCGGCGCGCUUCGCUUGUUUGUUUUUUUUUUCGCCGAGUGGAGGGCGCGCCCCACCGAAAAUAAAACCAAGAAGCCGGCGGCGCACGGAGGGCCGGCGGCGCGGCGGGCGCGCGCGUGUGUUUGCGCGACGGAGGGGGGCGGUGGUGUGGGCCCGGGUCGCCUCCGCCCCUAUCUUCGACGGGGCGGGUUUUUUGCUGACUGGUUGGGAUUGUGUUGUGCGCGCGGCAGCCUGCGUCCCCACCCUUGCCGGCUUCCUAACUCUGUUUUUUUUGCCCGGGCAGGCCCAGGGGAAAAAGCGAACAAUGGGUGGGGUCAGCAAACAAGAAGGGCGGCGGACACGCAUAGGAAAGGAGGAGGGUUUGUCUGGUUGCCCCGCCUCCCGUUGCCCGGGGCGGGUCAAUCUGCGUGUGGGGGUCGCAAACCCGGGCGACAAAAAAUCGAAAAAAGCUGCAACGAGGCCCGGCAGAGAAAUUACGCGCGCCCCGCAGGGGUAUGGCCAAGCCCCCCAGGGUGCGCAAUCGCGCCCGCGAGGUGCGCGCGAGAUUUCCUUGAAUUGUUUUGCAGUGGGCCCGCUCCUUUGUUGUGGGUUUGCGGAUAUUGUGUGGCAAGAUUGGCGCCCCCGCGACUCAUAUUGUACGAAAAAGGAAAGAAGGCAGGGGCGCCGGCAGAAGUCAACACGCGGGAGCGCCCGGGCCAGGCUUUACAGCGCCGGUUAUGUAAUCCCGGGGAAAAGCAGAAAGGGCCAGGGGGGGCUGGGGUGGGGUAUCGGGAUUGCAGGACGCGCGGGGCCCCAUGGUGUGGCCUCCGUGAAAAGCCGGGCGCACCUUCUGCGGGCUUGCCACGUUGGCUUGCCUGCGCAAAUUUUCUUCGAUUUUGUUGCAGAAGAGAAAAACCCGCAGCGCCCAAUCGCCGAACCGGCUGCGCAAUUUGUGCAAAACAUUUCCCAGCGGGGCCCGAUACCGUUGGCGCCCUUUGGGGUUUUUGGGUAUCAAGUUCGCCCAGUCCCUUUUCGCGAUUGCGUGCGGCCGUCUGUGGGGGCGCGCCCCAUUUCCGCUGAGGCCCACGCGUUCAAUUGUGGCCCGGCGAACUGCCGCCCCAAUAGAAAGGCCGCAAAGUUUCGGCACGCCGCGUCUGUUUCGCGCGGGAUCCUGUGAUAGAGAAAAUCACAGAGCGCCGUUUCGGGCGGCUCUGUGACCACGAAAAUUUUUCAUCGGACAGGCCGCGCGAUUACCAAAAAGCAUCCGGCCGCCUGUGGUGGUGUUCUGGCUUUAGCCAGCGCCCUUGCUGGCUUUAGCCAGCGCCCUCGCUGGCUUUAGCCAGAGGCCGGGGGGGUUGAAUUUUGUCGAUUCUCCCUUCAUAACUAGGUCUUCUACUGGUACUGUUGCAUGGUUUCCUGCAUUGCUGACCUACGCUGGCACUGUUUUUCUUUGUUCCUUGUAUAACAAGGCGGAAGGCUGCUGGUUUACUAAACGUGGCGAGAAGAACUACACGGGGUGGGCUUCAGGAGUUGGUAGUAGUAGCGGAGAUCCUUGUCCUGCAGAUGCUCGUCUUGCUGUGUGGCUAGAUCAGCACUCUCGCGAACAAGAACGCAACGGCUUCUUGCGGGAUGGAGGUUCUAUUUGUAUUUUGCAGAAAAGCACACCCAUACGAGCAAAAAAAAAAAUGUGUGUUGUUGUUUUUCUGUCACAAAAGGCUGAUUCGCAAGAAAAGCAAAUAUCUGUCAUGCUAAAUGGAGAAUGAAUGUAAGACUGGCAUGUCGAGUAUUUUUUUGAGGCGACUCACCGAGGUAGUGCUCGGCUUUGUAUGUUGAGGUCGCCGAAACCGAAAGUGCUUCCUCGCCCACCCCCCGGGGAGGGCGGGAUCCUUGGCCCGUGGCGCUGCUGGGUGCGGGUGUCCACCACAUGAUGAGGAUGAUGACAAAGGUUAGUUUCCCAAAAAAUUCGUCAUGUUGGACAGCCAACGAGGGUCUAGUCUUUUUGUGUCACAAAAAACAGCAUGCCAAGAUUCUUUAAUAGUAUAAAUAUCUUUCUAUGAAUGGGUGUACUUUUCCGUAGGAUAAGAUCGCGCAGUCCACCCGCCGCGCCCGGUCCUCAACAGCAUCCUGGCCAGGACACUGCAGCCAGUCCUCAACAGCAUCCUGGCCAGGACACGACUGCAGCCGGUCCUCAACAGCAUCCUGGCCAGGACACUGCAGCUAUCGCAUGGAAAAGCGUUAGCGGUCACGGAACUUGGCAAUGGCAUGCAGUGCGGACACAUCAUGAGAAAAGGCGCCAAAGUUUGUGUUUUUCUAUAAAUACAUAGCACGCAUGAAUUUGUAAACACGAUUAUAGGGAGCAUAGGCGUGCAAUUGUCCGCGAAAGCCGCUACCGUUAACCCAGUUUAUUUGUGCUUGAUAGCAACUGAGUCUGUGAUGUCUGCCCCCGAUCGUGCGCGGCAGACCUUGCGUGCUCAUCUAGAUCUAUGUAGUCGGGCGGGACUACAAACCUGGACGUCCUGCAUCAGAUUAUUACGCAACCUGGCUUCUGUGCGUGCGCUGGGGCGGCAGCAGGACCAGGAACAGCACCAAUCUCUGAAAAAUAUUAUGAGUCAGUUCCUGCACGGCAGUCAUGAAGCAGUAGCAGGAGAUAUUGAUCUACUUCUUCGGGAGCUGCUGCAACACGACGACCGCUUUGGCCAGCAGUCCGCCGGCGAGGAUUCAUCUCAGCCAGAGCCGGCGGGCACCGCAGCUGCAGCUCCAGCCGACGACAUGCUUCUGUCCGACGGUGAGGCGCCAGCGCUACUUUCAGACGAUCAUAGUUAUCAUAGUUCCGAUGCUUCAUCUAUCAACUGCAAAAAUAAAGGUGUCUGGAGGCUCGGGAUGAAAGACUGCAGGUGUGUGUCAUGCAUCUUGAUUGUGCAAGCUAGCAUCAUCGAGAAGGCCCGUCUUGCAUGCGAAAGCACUAGGGUUUCGCGCAGGAGACUUCUCAAUGCAUAUCCUGCAUCGCAAGCCCCGUGGUCUGUCGUUCUACCAAGUCCACCCUGGCAAAGGCUCCUAAACCUGUUCUAACGCCCAGGCAUUGGUAGAGGCUGGAUCUGGUCUAACGCCAACCGUCAGGAGUCACGUGCUGGCUACUUCUAUCUACUACUACCACUGUCGUGCGAAUAGCAAAAAGCAGUACUUUUCUGCACGUAAGCCCUUCUUUUACCACAUAGAGCUGUGCGCUUUACCAGUUGGCACGUUUCCAGACACAGACGUCUUUGCACUGCAUAUCAUCGGAGCCAGAAUCCCUGGCAUCUCGUACACCGCCACGGCAAACCAGCGUCCCGAUGCCGCGGUUUCUGCAAAGAGACCAGAUGCCGAGCUCUAUGGUGGUGAGCCUGUAG